GCCUGCGGGUCUCGUGCCGCUUAGUUAGCGCUCGGCUCGCGGGCGGCGGGCAGAGGAAUGGUCUCGCGCUCGGCAGCAGCAGGGCAUGUCCGCGCGGCGGGACUUCUUCCCGCGUGUCACCUUGAACGGAGCGGCAGCGAACCCGACUGGAGCACCUGAGGGGAAGAUGGAGGCGUGUCCUCACAAGCUGGGGUCCACCAAUCACCCGCGGCUCCUCCUCUGCAUCCUGGUUCCUGCCGUCAGCCUGCUGGCCGGACUGCUGCUGCUGGUUCUGGUUCUGACGGGUGUUUUCGGAGGCGGCCUCCUGGACUCGAGUCCCCUCCCCUCCCCCGAGCCCAUGGCAGACUCCGCCCCCAGUUACCAUAGCAACAGCACAAACAUUCCCUCCUUCUCCAAGCUGGAGGCAGAAAACGUCACUUCUGUUCUCCAGAACCGCAGUGAAGACCUGGUCCAGACCAGCCAGACCACGCCCACCACUGUCAACCCUCCUGGCUCCUCCUACUCACAGACUCCGCCCACUCCGCCAUAUACAAAGCUUCCUGAUUGGCUGUCAUCUGUGACAUCAUUAGGUACUGUCUGGCCAAAGAGCGGCCCCACCUCAGCACCUGACACAGGCUGUCAGCUGGUCCUGGAGCCUCAGUGUCACAUGCUGCCCUACAACCAGACAUGGCUGGCGUCUUCUGUGGCCGUGGUGAAGAGCACGGAGGUGGACAUGCUGCUGAGGUUCUUCAGCUACCUCGGCCGACUCUCCUGCUACCGACACAUCAUGCUGUUCGGCUGCUCGCUGGCGCUGCCCGAGUGCAUCCCCGGCGGCGGCGCACACAGCAGGCAGGUGGUGCUGCCCUGCGCCUCCUUCUGUGAGGCGGCCAGAGAAGGCUGCGAGCCCGUCCUGCAGAUGUUCAACGCCUCCUGGCCCGACUUCCUCCGCUGCUCGCAAUUCAGCAGCAUGAUGUCAUCGCUGGCUCCGCCCUCCUCACCUUCCCCCCCAGAAGCAGAAGGACCUGGGUGUUUUACUCCACGCCAGAUCAAAGGCCGACCCUCCGUGUGCGGCGGGAAGGAGCACUUCCUGUGCGCCACGGGGAUUUGCGUCCCUCAGAAGCUGGUGUGCAACGGCUUCAACGACUGUGACGACUGGAGCGACGAAACGCACUGUGACUGCGCCGAUGAAGAGUUCCGGUGCAACACCGGACGCUGUCUGCCCCCCCCACUAAGGUGUGACGGUUAUGACGACUGUGGAGACCUGAGUGACGAACUCAACUGUGUGUGCAAUCUGUCCCGGGAGCAUCGCUGUGGCGACGGCCGCUGUGUUUCCAGAGACUGGCUCUGCGACGGCGACCACGACUGUCUGGACAAGAGCGACGAGCUGAACUGCUCCUGUAAGAGCCAGGGCCUGCUGGAGUGCGGGAACGGUCAGUGCAUCCCGUCGGCGUUCCGCUGCGACGGAGAGGACGACUGCAAGGACGGCAGUGAUGAAGAGCACUGCAGCCGAGAGCAGACUCCUGGCGGUUGCGGUCCCGGUCAGCCCGUCUGCUCCGCCCCCUCCUGCCCGUCCACCUGCGAGGGAAACGGGGCCUGUGACCCCCGGAACGGCACCUGCAGUAAGUCGCCCGAGCCGCACAGCUGCUGUCGCCAUGGAAACGGUCAGACCGGCAUGUGUGGUGUUGCAGGCCGCUGUGAGCCCAUCAGCCUGGAGCUGUGCAUGAACCUGCCCUACAACCUGACCAGCUACCCCAACCUGCUGGGGCACCUGUCCCAGAGGGAGAGCUCCGUGUCCUGGGAGUCCUCGCUGUUCCCCGCUCUGGUCCAAACCGGCUGCUACCAGUACCUCAUGUUCUACGCCUGCACGCUGCUGGUUCCAAAGUGUGACCCGGUUAGUCUGCAGAGGGUGCCGCCCUGCAGGUCUCUGUGUCGUGACGCCAAAGAGAAGUGUGAGUCGGUGCUCAGCAUCGUCGGCCUGCAGUGGCCCGAAGACUCGGACUGCAGUCAGUUCCCAGAGGACGGGGGGGACGCCGCCUGCCUGCUGCCGGAGGACGGGGUCGACGAGUGCUCCCCCAGCCACUUCAAGUGUCGGUCCGGUCGCUGCGUGCUGGGAAUCAAGCGCUGUGACGGACACCUGGACUGUGACGACCACAGCGACGAAGAGAACUGUGGCUGUUCUGAGCGCGCUCUGUGGGAGUGUCCGGCCAGCAAGGCGUGCAUCAAGCCCAGCAUGAUCUGUGACGGGUUCUCGGACUGCCCCCUGAUGGAGGACGAGGCUAACUGCACCGUCUGCAGAGACAACGAGCUGGCCUGCAGCAACCACCAGUGUGUCCAUCGGACGCUGUGGUGUGACGGGAAGAAGCACUGCUCGGACAGUUCUGACGAGUGGAGCUGUGUUUCUCUGUCGGAUCAGUCCGGUUCUGUUCUGACCGUCUUCAAGACGGCUGCAGAGUACCAGGUGUGUGCAGACGAGUGGAACCACCAGCUGAGCAGCCUGACCUGCAGCCAGCUGGGACUAGGGGUUCCUUCCUCUGUUUCCAUGGUAACAGAUCAGCCUGGCGUCGCGGGCCGUCGCCGUUGGUUACAUGUUCAUCCGGAGUGGAAUCUGAGGAACGGUUCUGCUCUGCAGGCCCGGCUGGAGAAGAGAAGCCAUGCCUGUCACUCCAGGAGGAGGGUUUCUGUCCUCUGCACCAGGGAGGAGUGCGGCCAACGUCAGGUCGGGGGCGUGACCCGCCACAGGAGGAAGCGGAUCCUGGGAGGGCGGGUGUCCCGGCAGGGGGCGUGGCCUUGGCAGUGCUCGCUGCAGAGCGGUCAAAGCGGGCACGUCUGCGGCUGCGUGCUCAUCGCCCGGAAGUGGGUUCUGACCGUGGCCCACUGCUUUGAAGGGAGGGAGAGCGCCGACCUCUGGAAGGUGGUCCUGGGCCUGACCAACCUGGACCAUCCCGCCGCCCACAGCCAGAGCCGCGGCGUGCGCUCCAUCAUCGUCCACCCGCGCUACAACCGCGCCGUGGUCGACUACGACAUCAGCGUGGUGCAGCUGGACUCUGAGGUGGAGGAGACGGCGUUCGUCCGACCCGUGUGUCUGCCGCGGCCCGGCCAGCUCCCCUCCCCCGACUCCUACUGCUACAUCACCGGCUGGGGUCACAUGGGCAACCGGAUGCCCUUCAAGCUGCAGGAGGGCGAGGUGCGCAUCAUCUCGCUGCCGCAGUGCCAGUCCUACUUCGACAUGAAGACCAUCACUGCCAGGAUGCUGUGCGCCGGCUACGAGGCGGGAACCGUCGACUCCUGCAUGGGCGACAGCGGCGGACCGCUGGUGUGCGAGGAGGCGGACGGCGGGCGCUGGACGCUGUUCGGCCUGACGUCCUGGGGCAGCGUGUGCUUCAGCAAAGUGCUGGGACCCGGAGUCUACAGCAAUGUGACGCACUUCACCCCCUGGAUCCGGCAGCAGAUCUACAUCCACACCUACCUGAGCGACUGACGGCCUUCCAGCAGGAAGUGAUGUCAGUGAGCACACGUCUUCACUUCCUCCGCCUGCAUUUGGCCCACAGUGUCGGAUGCUAACCGCUACACAGAUGCUAACUAGUCAGCUAGCAGAUGGUCGCAGUGGUUCCACAUUUGAUUCCGAGCAGAUGUUGGCUUGUUAUUCAGAGAUGCCAUCGAACCUCCAACCAUCAAGCUUAAGGUUUUGACGUUUCCAGGAUGAAAAGUUCUUUUUCUUUUCCAUUCACACAAAAACUUUACAUUUCAGUUUAUUAGUCAACACUAUGACAAUGUUUAAAAAAAAGACGUCUUCACUUGUUAAAGACAACAAUGUCUUCAGUUUUCUUUCAGUUUGACUGAGACUGAAGCUCAAUUCCAUAAAGAUGGUGUCAUCUGCAUAACGUCAGACUUUCUGUUCCGUCUGAAUGCUGAUGGAGAACUUUUUUAUAAAAUUCAUGGGAGCAUCACUAAAUACAUUUAAGGCACCAAGAGAUUAAACAAACUCCAUGGUUAAAAAGUUUGACUGAAACUAAACGUCUGCCAGUUUGGUUUGUGGUUCGAGGUCAGAAAGUAUCCAAAGUCUUUUCUAUUUUACUUCUGAUUGAAAGUAAAGAUGAUGUUUUGUGUUGUAUUUUAGCUGUUUAGAAGAGGAAUUCUUCACUUCACUGAACUCACUGACGUUAUUCCGUUCGCUAGCUUCCUCUUCCAAUCUGUCAGGGAAAACUCACAUCCAGAGAUUCCCCAAAUCCAGACUUCCCACCGGGACAACCGUCUCAGCAGCUUCCAACAGGAACAUCUGUCUUUUCUUUACCUUCACCUCCAAGCAUAAAUGUGCUAAUUAUCACCAAAAGAGAUUUGAAUUAGGGUUGGCAUAGAUGCUAACAGCUCCUUAGCUUUAUCCAAGUAACUAACAACUGUGACAAAGUAGUUUUUUAACCCGACUAACUCAGUAACACAAUGACUGCCAACUUAGCGCCAGCUAGAAUGUGAAGCACAAAUGUAGCACAUGGACAUUAGGAAGUGUUCUUCUGUUUGUUAGCACGAUGCUACGGUAGCGUUAGCCUAGCAUACAACAACCCCAAACCACCUAUCGCAGACGAGUCAGAUCAAAAACUGAUUCAUAAAAACAAAUGUUAGCGUUUCUACUGCAGGCAGAACCACAUAAAUGCACAAAUUAAUGAUUAGUUUGCACAAACUCCACCUUCAUCGUGUCCAGCGGCGCUCCCUGGUGUUUGGGCGCUGGCGUCCGCCAUGUUUCCAUGAGAGAGAUGCCCCUCCCAAAAACAAAGUCCAGUUUUAGGUUUUUCUGUUUGACUUCCUGUUGUAAAGUUAAAAAAGUUUGAAAAAGCUGCCAACACUCACCUUGUGAUGAAGGAAACUGAUGAAAAUGAUGAAGGUAACAGUGUGGGUUAGUUUUUAAGACGAUCCGUUUCCUGUUUCAAUUAUUAGCGGCUAACUAGAACUAGCUGAGGCUUCAUGAGGCUUCCUCCCGAUGUCUCGUUGUGUCGCUGGUGUGUGCGUCACCUUAACGUGAACACAGACUGUUCGACGUUCCUGCCGUGAACCCAGAAGACGGGUUCUCCAACACAUCUGAUCCAGAACAUUCCAAGUAGCUGCUGCUCUUUGUGUGUUUGAUUUUUUAAGAGUAUUUUUCUACAGCUUUUUGUAAGCCAUGCUUCUCACAGGGCUGCUGGUGUGUGUCUGAGAGCACACGUGUGUGACGUUUGUGUAAACACGCUGAUGAUAAUGAAAGUCACCGACUGACCAGGUGCACCUGAAGGCCUCACGGACGGCCUGUGAUGUUUGUCUAACCGUGAAGAUUGUAUGUGUAUCAUGUUGUAUCACCAAUAAACCUGUGUAACACACAA
This is a messenger RNA of Oryzias latipes (Japanese medaka), 5327 nucleotides long. NCBI's taxonomy places the organism in Eukaryota, Metazoa, Chordata, Actinopteri, Beloniformes, Adrianichthyidae. The record is from RefSeq and is a predicted model, not a curated record.